Messenger RNA from Sclerotinia borealis F-4128, 984 nucleotides. Lineage: Eukaryota; Fungi; Ascomycota; Leotiomycetes; Helotiales; Sclerotiniaceae. The record is from the annotation of a GenBank genome assembly.
AUGCCUCCUCGAACAUCCGUUCUGUCGCGCUUGAGCGCACCUUCUCUAUGUUUUCGCCCGGCCCCAAGUCCAUCAAAGUGCUCUUUCUCCACCACAUGCAUAGCCAAUGCGACCACAUUCGCCCAGCGAAGAGCGCAUAAAGACCCUUAUGCAUUAGCACAAUCAAGACAGAGAAAGGAGUCGAAUUUGGAAAGGCAGGCAGUGCUUAAGAAGGAACGGGCAACAUCCUUAGGAGAUCCAGUACGGGGCGUGUUGACACCAUAUCUACAAUCUAUGGAUACCGUUGGAGGAUCCACGCUUAUAUUAGAUACGACUACAACUGAUGGUUCUAAAAAAGGAGCGAAGAAAGGGGCGAAAACAGAUGCUGCAACAGAUGCUGCCAAGGAUAUCUUUUUGAACCACUAUUUGACCCCGACCACACUUCAAGCUGGCAUCGAACAUUCACACUACCUGACGACACCUCUGUUAGCCGAGAAUCGAGAUUUAGCAGACAUUUACGCCGAGGAUCAGGCAAAGAAGCGGCACGAGGAAGCUCACGCAAAUGCGGCCGCAGCAAUGGCUCGCAUUGUAAGCUUAGAAAUCGCAAGUUCGAAGGAUAAGACCAGGGCGAACAUCGUAAGAUGUAUAGAUACAUUCGGACGCCACAAUACGGAUGGAGUUUUGAGGCCUAGGGCACCCACGCACGAUGCUAUUGAAGGUGCGGAUAGGCCAGAGAAGACACCCAGAGCUGGACCAGACACAGGCAGUUCUGAAGUUCAAAUUGCGAUUUUGACUACCAAAAUUAGGGUGCUUGCGAAUGAGUUGGAUUCGGGGCGCGGGAACAAGGAUAAGGUCAACAAACGAAAUCUGAGAUUGUUGGUUCACAGAAGGCAGAAGUUGCUAAAUUAUUUGAGGAAAAAGGAGCGUGGAAGUGAUAGGUGGGAGAAUCUGACUUCAACCUUGGGCUUGACGGAGGGUACAUGGGCAGGAGAGAUCAGUCUGUAA